GCCUCGCCUGGCAUGGAGGACGGUCUCACCAGGCCUGCGAGCCCAGCAGGGCUCUCCUGGUACAUGGCAGUCUCUCAGCUGUUAGGUUUGACUGUGAUCGCCAUGACCGGCGCCUGGAUGGGCCAGUACCGGGGCGGUAUUGCUUGGGAAAGCGUGCUGCAGUUCAACGUCCACCCUCUCUGCAUGGUCAUUGGCAUGGUCUUCCUCCAAGGGGAUGCUCUCCUGGUUUACCGGGUCUUCAGGAACGAGACCAAGCGCUCAGCCAAAAUCCUCCACGGGCUCCUCCAUGCCUUUGCGCUGCUCAUCGCCCUUGUAGGGGUGAUCGCCGUGUUCGAUUACCACAGGAAGAAAGGCUUUGCAGACAUGUACAGCCUGCACAGCUGGUGUGGAAUAGCAGCCUUCAGCCUCUACUUCAUCCAGUGGCUCAUGGGCUUCAGCUUCUUCCUGUUUCCUGGAGCAUCCUUCUCGCUCCGCAGCAGAUACAAACCACAGCACAUCUUCUUCGGCGUCUUCCUCCUCGUUCUCUCCAUCGCCACCUGCCUGCUGGGCAUCAAGGAGCUGCUCCUCUUCAGUAUCCAGGCCACCUACAGCUCGUUCGUGCCUGAAGGGAUCCUGGCCAACGUCCUGGGCCUGCUGCUGAUCGUCUUUGGCCUGGUGAUCGGCUACAUCCUGACGCGGGACGAGUGGAAGCGGCCGCCCCUGGCUGAGGAGCUGGCCCUGUCCAUGGAUUUUAAAACCCUCACUAAAGGGGAGAGCCCCAGCAGCAGCCAGUGA
Messenger RNA from Emys orbicularis (European pond turtle), 774 nucleotides. Its product is annotated as transmembrane ascorbate-dependent reductase CYB561. The transcript is spliced from 5 exons. Gene Ontology annotation, cellular component: lysosomal membrane. Bases 13 to 774 code for a protein of 253 amino acids. Lineage: Eukaryota; Metazoa; Chordata; Testudines; Emydidae. The record is from RefSeq and is a predicted model, not a curated record. Gene Ontology annotation, molecular function: oxidoreductase activity.